Molecule: messenger RNA, 788 nt
Organism: Lactuca sativa (garden lettuce)
Lineage: Eukaryota; Viridiplantae; Streptophyta; Magnoliopsida; Asterales; Asteraceae
Product: homeobox prospero protein
Source: RefSeq, a predicted model, not a curated record
UCUUAUGUAUUGACAUAUUGUUCUCUGCAAGAUCGAUAAAAGGGUUUUAGGGGGAUUCUUAUGCCGAGAUUUUUCAUGAAGUAAUUACUCAAACAGGUUGCAAUCUCGCAUCUUUGUCUUCUCGAUGGUUCGCAAAAGUUAUAGAGCUGCCGAAACAGUGGCUAAAUCAUUCACUGCUGAGAAGUACCUAAAGAAAAUAGGAUUGGGAAAAGAAGACUACUAUUUCUGGAAGCAAAUAGGCAAAGCACUUGUAUGCACAUACACACUAUUUGGUGCCAUGUGGCUAUUCAAUGAAACAUCCCCACUUGGUUGGUGGACACUGAAACCAGUACCUAAAGAAGAGAAAGAAUUAGCUCACCUGUAUCAGAGAAUCAAUUACCCUUACCCAGGUGAUGAAGAAGCCAUGACUGACUUCAUUGCAAAAGGUGGGAUGAUUGGGACAAUGGUGAGUGCUAAAGGGACAAUAGAUAUGGAAUCGGGUCCCGGGAAUUAUCAGAAGCAGUUGCAGAAAGAGAAGUUUGAUCAGGAAGCACUUAGGUUGUGGUUGAGGAUGAAGAAUGAAGUUGUUCAAGAACUUCAGGAGAAAGGAUAUGGUAUGGAGUGAAAAAUCAUUAUUUCAAAGGCUUUGUUUGAAUAUUGAUUAUGUUUAGUGUAAUAAUGAUGGAGUAAACCAACACUUUGAUGAAAUGUUUGUAUUGAUGUUUGGUUGGGGGAUGAAUAUUGAUCUUGAUUUUAUACGUAUGGAAAGAAUGAAAGAUGUGUGUGUCUGCUAUUUUCUAUUAUAAAAA